This is a messenger RNA of Hypoxylon fragiforme, 1183 nucleotides long. RefSeq lists its product as uncharacterized. The transcript has a single exon. The record is from RefSeq and is a predicted model, not a curated record. Bases 372 to 1112 code for a protein of 246 amino acids. Lineage: Eukaryota; Fungi; Ascomycota; Sordariomycetes; Xylariales; Hypoxylaceae.
UUAGCCAACGUUGGACGAAAUUCACGACAUGUUUCUCAAUUCCUGGGCGUUUCAUGUCGUCUCAGCCGGGGAUGCCGAUAUCGUGGAAUCAUCUUCUUCAUUGAAAGAAAAGAGAGACCUGACUACUAUUCUGGUGUGAAUGAAAGCAAAGGAACAAUCGCGCAUUGUUGCUCGUGCCUUGUCGGUUCUAAUAAUGUGUUCUUUGUUGUGAAGAAAGACUGUUUGAUUCGAACUGGACAAUGCGGAAGGGGGGUCUAUCUCGAACAAGGCCAUGGUAACAAUAUUUAUGCCCGGCCAGGAGGGGCAUUCUCAAGUUAACUAUCUCGGCAUACAAUAUCUAUCAUUUAUUCAUUCAUUCAUCAUAACGAACCAUGGCCGCGCCUAGUAUCCGAAUGCCCUCCUUUGGCCUCACGGCAGCCGAAAAAGCCGACAACAACGCCAGCAUAAACGCGACCCUCCAGCGCUGCGAAGCUGUGCUCGCCGACGAGCAGAAGAAGCACUCCCCGCUCGAGCUGCGCGACAUCGUCAUCGCGGUGCAGGACGCCAUCGUCCUGGCCCACGACUCCGACGCAUGUGAGUCUCCCCCCCUCGCCAGAUGCUACCUGUACAAAGGCCACAUCCUGGAGGCCAUGAAGAAGUACAUCGAGGCCGGCGACGCCUACCGCAAGGCCGCGAAGCAGCCCACCGGCAACCACCCCGCCGACGCCGAGCAGGCCGCCGAGCACGCGGCGGAGAUGGACCGGAAAGUCCGGGACGGCAAGCGAAGAGGCCGCGUCGGGCCCAGCGCCUACGAGAGCGGGCUCCUGCGCAUCAGCAAGAUGCAGUCCGUGUACGAGUGGCGGAUCGGGGGCCAGAAGAAGAGCUUCCACUACCCGUGCCCGCCCGUGCAGCACGUGGGCGCGAGGAGAACGCCGUGCCUGGUCGAGAGGCCGCAGCUGCGCCGCUCGCACCAGCCGCAGCGCCUCGUUCCGUGCGACGGGGGCUGGACGGCCGAAGCGGCGUGCACGCCGAGGAUCCAGAGCCGGUUUCGUCCAAGCAUACGCUGUGUUACGCCGGAGCCGUCUCCGUGUAUGGUUAUCCCGGUGGAUGCUACGAUCAGAGUAGUCGGCUGAUAUCGGAUCGGAUUGGUAUUACACGAAACUUUGGAUAUGCAAAGGAUAUAUAGAAGACCUUUUGUUUAUAG